Fusarium mangiferae is the source of this 792-nucleotide messenger RNA. RefSeq lists its product as uncharacterized. The record is from RefSeq and is a predicted model, not a curated record. The transcript has a single exon. NCBI's taxonomy places the organism in Eukaryota, Fungi, Ascomycota, Sordariomycetes, Hypocreales, Nectriaceae. The coding region runs from base 1 to 792 and encodes 263 amino acids.
AUGCCGACCGAGUCUGAGAUGCGGUCUCGUCGAGACUCUUGGCCACCUACCCAGAUGCGCCUCAAGCCUACCCUCUCUACCAAGAACCGACCACUUCCAUCUCUUGAUGAUAUCGAUGAUGACCCUCUUACCUACUUUCUUACACCAGCUCCUCUUCUUGACGACGAUGAUAUGGACGACGUCUUGCUAGACUUUGAUGCUGGUAUUGAGGAUGCCAGUUCUCCUCGACCCUUUGUCCGGAGUGUAAGUCCAUCAACACUCGAUGGACUCCGCAAGCCUGGUCUACGUCCCAUGUCACCUGAUACCAGCUCUGAGAUCUCAGAGUCCAACAACGAGGAUGAUUAUGAUGACGAUGAUGAGGACUAUGUCAGCUUCUCACCCAGCAAGCAUGGAGGACUCCUCUCUCUUAGGGACCUCUUUGCCAAUAGCCGACCACCAGUCCGAUCCAAGAGCCCUGCUUUCAACCAGUCGACCAAUAACUCUCUCCUCUCACCUACUGCCCUCUCGAGCAGCCCAAAGCUACGUGGUCGAUCCAGGGGACGUGGACGCCACGGAGCCAGCUCUCGAGGGCAAUCAGCAACACGCCGCCCAGGACAACUAUGGCGGGAACCAAGCCCCGAUGUGUGGUCUAUUGAGGAAGAGACGGAGGAGGAGAUGAUGAGUGAGGUUGGAAGCAGUGUUGGUGCCCGCAGUGACACCAGCGAUGAUGAGGAUGAGAGUAAGAGGCGAAAGGGGAAGAAGGCCAAGUCGAACAAGAAGGUUCGCUUCGUCUUGCCUGCUGAGGAAGUCUAA